GCCUUGAACGCCGUCGAGCACCUCAGUCGUAUCUUCUUCCUCCUUCCAUCAACACUGCAGAGUAGACGGUGCAUCGGUGGCUCUGCGUGCUCGCGUGCCGUGUUCUCCGACACGACGUUGUUGCUCGCUUCACGGAUCACCCUUUGAUCAGACCAACCACCGGGAACGCUUGUUGCAUCUACCGAACCUGUCAAACAAUCCAAGUCUGAAAGAAACCUGGGAUCGAAGAGCAAAAGAGAAUUACUCGUAGCGAACUGCCCUUUGAAAGCGCGAUUCAGCUUCGAGACCGUUCCUCGCGAUCGUUUUAUAUUUAGGGGGAUCGACGCGUUUUUGUGGAAGCACGGAAUACUUUCGUGACUCGAGGAUUCUCGACGAACGGGCACUCGAAACGAUAAAUUUCACGCGCCAGGAGAUCUACGUUGGCAGUGUAACUCUAUCGAGAUUUCGAGAUACUCCAUCGAGUUCGAGAGAUACGUGUUAGUUUUAGGCGACGAACGUUCAUUGGAAAUGACGUUCGCCGCACAUAGUCGUGCAUUUCUGCGAGACAAGUAUCUCGGAUUGCUAGACAGUUUCGUGACAGAGACGGGGAAGUAGUUGGUAACUGACCUAGGGUCGCGCAGCUUGAUGAAUAUUGAGUGACGAGUUGAUUCGUUGGAACGCUCGUGAACAUCAGCUCUUCGCUGCUUCACGAGCUAAUCUUUCGCGCGCUGUUAAUUAACGGCAUCGUUAGCCCUUCGUUUCCAUGCCGGCUACGCGAACUUCCGUGUAAAUGUGUCUCGGAAACGAUGAUUGAUAACGCUCUCGGACGCUGAAAUCUGUCAGUGUUUGCCUUGCAAAUUGAAAACGAGGAUCCACGAGUGGAUUCUGAAACUCAAUGCGUUCUUCCUCGAUUUUUCAUUCGGAAGUGAUAGUGGAUACUGUCUGUCGGUGUCUGGAAACAAGAUUUUCGAAAUAGAAACACUUGGUCAGCGACGAGAUAUGGGAGAGGAGCUUUACCAUGGUCGUCGUGGCUUCAUCGGCGAUCACUGUGGUUGAGGAUUUUUCCAAAGACACCUUAGGAAGGUUGCGUAUUCGGUACGUGAUGCCGGCGGCGCACCUGACGCUGCGCGAGGAGGAUGUGGUACGACUGACCUUGGAGUUCCUCCACAGCCGCGACCUUCACAUCUCGCAGCUCUCGUUGGAACGAGAGACCGGCGUGAUAAAUGGCCAGUACAGCGACGACGUCCUGUUCCUUCGUCAGCUGAUCCUCGACGGGCAAUGGGACGACGUGCUCGAGUUCAUUCAGCCGUUGGAGGCGUUGCCGGACUUCGACAUGAGAAAGUUCACCUACUCGAUCCUCAGGCACAAGUACGUGGAGCUGCUGUGCAUCAAGUCCGAGGCGAACCUGAUCGCCGCCGGCACGAACGGCAGCGUCGACAACGCGGUCGAAGAGGUGGUGAAGGUAUUGAGCGACCUCGAGAAGGUCGCGCCAUCCAAAGAGGAGUACAGCAGCUUGUGCCUGUUGCUGACGCUGCCGCGGCUCACGGACCACCUGCAGUAUAAGGAUUGGAAUCCGAGCAACGCGAGAGUUCAAUGCUUCCGCGAGGUGCACCCGUUGGUCGAGAAGUUUCUGCCUGGUGACAGAAAGAGCACCGACCCCGCACAUCCCGUCACCUCCGCGAAGAACGAUCGGCUCAUACAGCUGAUCAUCAAGGGCAUUUUGUACGAGUCUUGCGUGAAUUACUGCCAGGCUAAAGCUACCGGUUCGAAGGAGAGCGAACAGGUGGAAAUGAAUUUCUCGAGACUGUUGGACGGCUCGGUCGGUUUCAGCGAUUCCGACCUAAGUCUACUUUCCUGGCUGCAGAGUAUACCGCCGGAAACGUUCGCCGUACCAUUCGCUCAACGCACGUUAAACGUGGACGUGGAACGACUGGAACGACCGUCGUUGGAGACCUCCUGGACGGAACACAUGUUGAUCACUCCCAUAAAGCCGAAAACGUUCCCGCAUAGCGCGAUGCCGUUCACCAGGCCAAGAUCCGCCGCUGACAUGAUGUCUCGCAGUUUAGUGCCCGCUUUAGAAGCUGGACUUGGACCAAGGAGCCCCGGGCCUAAAAAUACACCGAUACCAUCUGCGGCGCUAAUGGCUCUGUCCACCGGUGAUAUAAACCCGAUGUCGAGAUCAUCUUUCGCGAGCUUUCAUCUAACCGGUUUUAAGAAUAACAAAUUAAUGAACACCAGCGUGGACAGGCUCUUUGAGAACGAGGGUGACGUCUUUCUUAGCUCGAGCUACGCCGAGUUUCAGCAGCUGCCUUCCAUACAAGAGACAACGACCAACAGCCAACCGAAAGCUCCACCGAGGACCAGAGGACAAUCGAAAAGUCCCGAGGGUAUCAAAGCCGAGCCUUCCGCAGCUUCCACGCCAGAGCGUAGAGUCGCAGGCAGAGAAUCUCCCGCUCCAUCGACGGCCAGAAGUUCCAGAAGAGACUCUCUGGCAGAGAAGCCAACCGGAGUGGCGGCAAAGAUCACGGAACCCACCGCGAUCCCUGUUCGAGCUACGCUAGGCGGAGAACAUCUCGAGCAAAGUUACAACGGUGACCUGUUCAAAGAGUAUCAAAAGCAGAAGCAAAGGCUGCAGGAGAAGUUCCAGCAGAGAGAAAGGGAAUGGGACGAUCUGGUCAGACAGUUGUCGACUCCGUUGCCCCCCCAAGUGGUCGACAACAGACUUCAGGGAGACGGUAUAAAGCCACCUUUGGGGAGCAAAGGACCUUCACCUGUUCACACGAGUACGCCUGCACGGUCUGGUAUCCAGUCACCGAAGCCUACGAUCAAUGGAUCUGAGCCUGUUGUGAGACAGAACUCGGCGCUGAGCAAUGCUUACGACGUCAGAGCACAAGAGAGUCAUUACGACGUCGUCAAGUCGAUAAAGCAAGAGCCGAGGCAGGAGCUCGAUGCCAGCAACGGGAGCAACAAUGGCGGUAGACCGAGAUUCGUGCCUGUGACGGCGCUCGAGGACGUGCAAGCGGUUCGUUGCGCGGAAUUCCACCCCCAUGGAAAGUUGUACGCCGUGGGAUCGAACUCGAAGACGCUGAGAAUAUGCUCAUAUCCAAAGCUUCACGAUGUCAGAGAGGAUCAUCAGACGUAUCAGCCCACCGUUCUCUUCAAGAGAACGAAACAUCACAAGGGUUCGAUAUAUUGCCUGGCGUGGACACCGGAUGGACAGCUGAUGGCGACCGGAAGCAACGACAAGACUGUCAAACUGAUGCGCUUCAAUGCCGAUACAUCAAAUCUCGAAGGACAAGAAGUCGAGCUAACGAUGCACGACGGUACUGUUCGCGAUCUGUGCUUCCUCGAGGACACCUCGAACAAGUCGAGUCUGUUGAUCAGCGGAGGUGCCGGCGAUUGCAAGAUCUAUGUCACCGAUUGCGCGACAGGCACACCCUUUCAAGCUCUGAGCGGUCACAGUGGCCACGUGCUCACCCUUUACAAUUGGGGUGGUGCGAUGUUCGUCAGCGGAUCACAGGACAAGACUGUCAGAUUUUGGGAUCUUCGAACGAGAGGUUGCGUGAACAUGGUCACGCCAGCCACGGUACCUGGUAGCAGGCAUUUGAUCCCGUUGCAGGUCGGCAGCCCGGUAGCUGCGCUUUGCGUCGAUCCAUCCGGACGUCUUCUGGUGUCCGGUCACGAGGACAGCAGCUGCGUCCUCUUCGACAUCCGGGGCGGCAGAACCGUGCAAUGCUUCAAGCCCCACGCUGCUGAUAUCCGAAGUAUACGCUUCUCGCCUUCUGCAUACUACUUGCUCACCGGUGGUUAUGACAACAAACUCGUUCUGACUGAUCUACAAGGUGAUUUAACGAUGCCCUUGCCGAGCGUGGUAGUAGCGCAACACCAAGACAAGGUUAUUUCCGGUCGAUGGCAUCCGACGGAGUUCUCGUUCCUCAGUACUUCCGCUGAUAAGACAGCGACUCUGUGGGCUCUGCCGCCUGUCUAAACACGUCGAUAACACGCAUUCGUUACACUUACUUUCAGGAACGAUCAGGCUUAUACUCAAUCACGAUCGUUCGUUCUUCCCCCUUGUUUAAAUCAACACCACGAAUUAAUUACUUUCUUUCUUUCUCUAUGUAUAACGAAGACGAAAUCGAAAGAGCAAUCAAGCGACACUGAAUUUCAUUUUUUUUCUUCUUUUUUUUUUUUUUUUAACAGUGAGACGUAAAUUUCUUUUUUUCUUAAUCCACGAAAGAAAUCUGACAAUGAGUGGAAAGAUCGUCGCCGGACACGCGAGAACGAGCGAUCGUGAACGUGUAUCGACGCGGAGCGGUGUUGGAACAGGAAGGAAAAGUUCAUCACGCGUUCGAGUGUAAUUCAACCAUGACCAAUUAAACCUUCUUGAGGCGCUGCAGUGGGGCUCGGUCGAGCGUGAUCGAGACACAGCGCGCGACGGCACGUGCGAGAAACAAUUACAAUCACGCCGAGGAAUAUUGUUAACGCGCGUUAUUAAGUAAACGUUACACGCUUCGAGAGCCUCGAACGAGAAUGAGUGAAAGUGGAUUUUCGCGUAGAGACGACGCACCGAGCGUAUCUAAUCGUUUAUCAACGACGGCGAAUCGUCCGUUAGGAAUCAUAAGACUGCGGAAGAAUCGACAAGAAGACCUUUCGUCAAUGGAGAUACUUAAUACGAGUCGAGUCACGACAUCGUUCACAAAGUUUUCUCUUUUCUUUUUUUUUCUUCUUUCUGAAAGCAACAUUUUAUAACGAGAGAGAACAAACGAUGCGACGACACGCACGCUGUCGUCGCGAGCGUAUUUCUUUGUAGACUCAUCGUAUAACGUUUGUCUCUCUCUCUCUGUCUUUUUCAUAGAGUUUCUUCGCGGUCGUGUGUUUUGUCCCGGUGUACAUACGUUUAGUGAUAGAAUUGAAGAGUGAUGAUCCGCCGGAGACGGAAACCCGUAUGCUCCCGAUACACGCGCAAUAUCCGCUCUUCGUAUGUUUUAGAUUCUGAAUGCUCUCUCUUAGUACUCUUCGUUGCGAAUAACACCUUCUAGAUUUACGUUGCCGCUCAAACGUUUGGAGCAUCCUUUACUUCCCGAACGAAACAAGCCUCUUCGUUAUAUAUUUGUUUCGAGAAAGAAGGGCACAUCGUUGAGUAUGAUUAUAUGAAACCUUUCUAGUAUAAAAAAGACAAUGUCACGAACGAACUAUUUAUUUCUUUUGAAGUUUUAACGCGUUUCAAAUUUUUUAGCGGCAAUAUUCCUAUGAAUAAUAUUUGUAAAAUCUACGUACAACAUCGAUCGAUUAUCGUUUGCUUAUGUCUUUUAUUUUUUCUUCGUUUUUUUUUUCUUGCUUUUCUUUCUUGUUUGUCCAUGUUUCUUUUUUCUACUUUUAUUUAAAUCGUUCACAAAGCGUUUUAUUUCCCAUAAAAAAAAAGAAAAAAAAAAGAAAAAAAAUAUCGUCGUCCCUGUCUUAUCGAUCCCCCGAAGUCACGCCAAAUAUUCGCAUGUUACGUAUAUUAUAAUAUAUUAGAUAUCUAUUUCAUAUUAAGAGGAACAUAUACGUAUGUACGCUCAUUAUUAAUCGCUAUUUUUUACCAAGACGAUACGACGAGAAACAGAAUUCUUUCCGAGCGUGUCGGAAAGACUCGGAACGAAGGAACUGAUUGGUUCCGUUACGACGCGAUAAACGUAGCACGAUAAGCGUGGCGGACGAGCAAGCUUUACGGUUUACGUUGUCGCUUGUCGCAAUCGCCAAAGCUGUCGGAUUAGCCCUAGAAAAUUUUGGGGAAAAAAAGAGGGAGGAAGCAUCGCCGCUGCUCGAGACACCGGCGACGAAACGAAUCGCAGUUUUUUUUUUUCUUGUAUAUAACGCGCACGUUUCUUCGAGUUAUUCGUCUGAUCAAGCGCCACACACAAUUGUGUCUCUCACCUUUCGUUUCCGUUUCAAGACGAAGAUUAAUCCCUAAGUACUAUCGUUGGGAUAGAUUAUUGGAAUUUUUGUGUAUUUCAUUUUAUUUCGUAUUCUAUUUUCGUAGUCUUCGACAGAGAUUAGUAACAAAGUCGAGUCAAAUUGAAAAUUUCAAAAUUAAGCGAUCUACUUUGGGAUUUGACGUUCUUUGUGACAGAAGUCAAGAGUAACAUGAAAUUACAUUAAAAAUUGCAGAAUUGAAUAAUUCACGAUAGAGAAUGUAAUGAUGUUAAACUUAAAUUUAAUUGAAAAUUUCAAGCUUAACAGUAAGUAAAGCCUAAAUUGUUGUAAUUACCAAAGUUCAAUGAUUAUUGACUACCAUUUUACCAGCUCAAUGAUUAUUGACUACCAUUGAUUACCACUUAGGGGUUAACAAAGUAAGAAGCAUCGUCUGUCUCUUUAUGCCUGUCGUCCAUGCAUCUAGCAAUUAUAAAUCGCACCGGAUAAUCUUUUAUAUGCACAUGCCUGAAUGCAAAAGAGAAAACAAGAGACGGAUUAGUGGAACUAAUGCUGUGAGAAGUAGCAAACGUUACGGGAACGCUAUCUUUAAGCAAUCUGAGAAGUGAAUACAGUGAAGCCUUCUUUACGUAAACCUCUGUAUUUCGAAUAAAUAUCUUAAUAUUAUUAUCAAGACGGAAUGUCUGUUGGUAACUAGAAAAUCCUUUACGCGAACCUCUAUUUUUCGAGUGAAUAUCUUAAUAUUCGACACAGAAUGGCUACUAGUAGCUAGCUAGAAGAUCCAUCUGCUCCUAACAGACGUUCCAUUUUAGUGACGAUACGUGAAGAUAUUCGAGAAAGAGAGCCUUACGUACGAGAGAUUCGACUGUAUUCGAAGAAAGGAGAAGAAAGUUAUCGUGCUUCGUGACAGAAGUGAUAUUCCGUUCCCGUGCACGAGACGCUGCCUCACGAUCGAUCAUUUCGUUUCAUUCGUGACGCGUAGGCUGCGUUCUUUGCGAUUAAUCGAUGAAGAGCUCGGUCAGAGGAGAAGGAAAGGGAAAGAAACGAAGCGUCCGCGAGAAUGCGUGCGAGCAUCUGCUUCCGUGUAGCAAUUUGUCGUGCCUUCUGUCGUGACUGCUUUCGGCGAUUCGCACCUAUUUUUAUAUUUUUUCGUGUCCACCCCCUCGACUUCUCCCCCAUUUCCAUUAUCCUUGACUCUUUCUCUUUGUCUACCCACCAGUUUCGAGAUAUUAGAAAUCAUUCGACGAUCGUUCGACGAUCCUCGAGAAAUACCUUCAUCCCAUCGAGAGAAAAAAAAAAAACUAUCGUAAAACGCUGAAAUAAAAUGUGAAAAAAAAUUUUCUUUGCUAUCUCGUACGAUAAUUUACCGUAUCAUAAUAUAAAUAUAUAUAUAUAUAUAUAUACAUAAUGGUAUACAUAUAGCAUAACUUAUAACUUUGUACUUUUCCUGUAGAUACGACAUAAUACUGUCACGUCUAAUUUAAACAAUAAAAUUUACGUUAUUAAA
This is a messenger RNA of Frieseomelitta varia, 7399 nucleotides long. RefSeq names its product WD repeat-containing protein 47. The record is from RefSeq and is a predicted model, not a curated record. The transcript has 11 exons. The coding region runs from base 998 to 3967 and encodes 989 amino acids. Gene Ontology annotation, molecular function: protein binding. Lineage: Eukaryota; Metazoa; Arthropoda; Insecta; Hymenoptera; Apidae.